Molecule: messenger RNA, 2333 nt
Organism: Astrephomene gubernaculifera
Lineage: Eukaryota; Viridiplantae; Chlorophyta; Chlorophyceae; Chlamydomonadales; Astrephomenaceae
Source: the annotation of a GenBank genome assembly
CGUUCUUGUGCGCAGCGAUCGUCGCUUCGCUCCUGGGUGUUGCGUUUGUUGGUUACCAUCCAUCACAAGCGCGAUUGCGUACAAAAAUCGCAUCCAUUUAUGAAGAUCCCAUUAGCGCUCUGGGCAAGCUUCAGCAAGCAGGUCAGCAGCAUCUGACGCGCAUCGCAUCCAAGCCUGGUUUGGACGUUACCAAGCUCCACGGCGCAGCCGCCGUCCUCGAAUCAUCAGAAACAACAACUUCAACAUCAACGCCAUCUUCUCAAGACGCUAAAGCUUGGGAGCAGGCUUCGUCACCACUUUCGCCGUCGCAAUCCCAUCCUGUGCCCCAGUACUCUGGACCUCCACAGCCCCAACCUCUACCAUCGCCACCUCUUUCAUCGCAACCUCAUUUACCGUCCUCGUACGACACGUCUGGGUACAACGCAGCAGCAGCGCCAGCAGCAGCAGAUAUCAUUGACCGGCAGUCGCCUCUACAUGGGGAGCUUGAGGCGUUACAUGAUAAACACACCGUCAACACCCCAAUGCGAGAUCCGCGCUUUGAGGCAACCGCCGGUUGGAUCUACCAGCCAGACGCCCUACCGCCCUUCAUCCCCUCGGGAUCGCCGUCGCCGCCCCACUCUAUACCGCCCAUGCAGCCGCCGCGAGCCGCCAUCGCCGCUUUCGAGGCAGCUGCUCAAGGCAUCGCCAAUAAGCUAACCACCGGCCACUCGACAGCUUCCCCUGCGGUGGCGGCUGACGGAAGCACUCCUAUCGUCUCCACAACCGCGCCGGUCGGCGCUUCUGCUACCAACCCCGCAGCUACCCUGCCACCAACCUUCGACGCCAUCAACGCCGCCAGUCCUGGUCUGCUGCCCGUCGCCGACGCCAACCGUACGACAACGGCCGAGUCAGUUAGCGGUGCCAACGGUAACGGCCCCAACAACGAUCACGAUGGGGACGCUGAUGCUCUUCCGCUUCUCAGCGGUACCUCCGACGGCGACGGUGUCGUCACAACUACCAUUGGCGUUCGCAUCACCUCUAACACCCCGCCUGCUUCACUGCACGUCGCUCGUGGCCACGCAUCCACUGUUGGCGGCGCGGGUGCUGAAGGCAACACGCUCCCAACCUCGACACCGGCGGUUGCUGCCACCAAGACCCCGGCGCUUGCGGCGGCGUCGUCAUCGUUAAUGGAGGGUGGUCUAUUUGACGACAUGUUCAUCCAGGCGGCAACAUUCUUGGAUGUGACACCUAAUGAUUUGGCACUCAUUACGGCUGUCACCUUGGGUGCGCUGGUCGGAGUGCUUCUCGGCUUCUCCACUGUAGUGCUGGCAAUGCUGGCCUGGACCUCACGACACGCCCUGAUCCAGCGCGCCUACCGCCUGCCGGCCUCCCUUGCGAGCGCCCGUCAACGCCUCUUUGUCAACCUCACUCGGCUCUGGGCUGCACUCAAGGGCAAGGCGCACGCCGCUGUGGAUGCUUUCAAGGCCCUUCGUGUCACCAAACGUACGGCCCCGAUCCCUGCUGCGGCUCCGAAUGGCCCCGCCACCACUGACACCGCCGUGGCCAGUGCAACUCUGGCCCCCUCGCGACCAGCGGAAGGCGGCGAGCAACGGGCGGACAUCCUUUCGUCCCCUGCUGCGCCUGUCAUCCAGGAGGAGGCUGCUGCCAUUCCGGCCGUCACCAACACCGUCUCCCCGGCGGCUGAACGCGAGCCCACAACGACCGUUUCGGCCAAUGAGACCGAGUUCUGGGAGGUCGAGUCUGAAGGCGAUGCCUUUGAGUUUGACGUGCAACCAGGCGCCCAAGACCAGCCGACGCCCCUCCGCCACCGCGCCGGCAUGUGGGUCGCCCGCCGACAUGGCUCCCCGGCUGUCGCAACUGCUACGGCGAAGGCAGCGUCCAUUGUGCCCAAGCGGCUGCCUCUUUUUUCCGAGGUUCCCGUCGAGUCGGCCGCUGCGACCUCCUCGUCCUCAGCCGCCGCCACUUCCUCGGCUGCUGCCACUUCCUCUGCCGCCGCUCCUGCUCCUGUCGAAGACGCGGACGUCGUCGACACGGCCGCCAUUGCCGCCAAGGACGUUCCAGCGGCAAGUGUGGAUGAUGAGGUGCCCGAGGUGCCUGAGGCUGCUGCCGAGAAGGCUGUUGCAAGUGAGGAUACGGUAGUCGACGAUGUGAUGGCCGCCGUGGAGGCGGAGGAGUCGGGUGCUGAGAUCGCUGCCCAGGCCGCCGUCGAGGUCGCAUACGUCGCUGCCGUUGAGGCAGCUGUCGAGGCCGCAACGGUUGAGUCCGCUGCUGCAGCAGCAACUGCCGAGGUGGCAGUGCAUGCGGCCGCUGCUGUCAACGCCGCCCCUGCCGAG